AUGUACUUAUUCAUCGAGUUCAAAAGACUGGUUGCUCGCGAGGAGUCGUGUUUUUUUGUAGCCAUGUCGCCAGAGAUGUUUUGGAGCACGCAUAAGCUCGCACUCUCCUUGUUCCUCAAGCGUCAUCUUCUGUUUGAUGUUGGCUGGCGAGUAAUGCCUCUCGCUCAUCUUCGACCGAGUCGGGCUGCAGCUCACCAAUCGCAUAGCAGUAUUCCAUCACUAAACGCGUUCGUCCCCCAUCCUCGAAACCAAAUGCGCGUCAAUCGAGAAGACGGCGCGAGAAACACACCAAUAUGGUCCCACCGACUGCCAUGCCCUCGACGCUCCCAAUCCUCGUCUUCUCAUACGGUGGCGGAUUCUACACAGGGGCGUGCACGCUCCCGGCCCCCGCAUCUAUCAUCUACCACAACCUCGGCUCCUUCUUCGUGGACAUCGUCCCAAGUUAAAGUCGUCGUGCAUUCCUGGGUCGACGUACUUCUACCUUACCUCGUGGUAACACUUGAAUUGCAAAUCCACACCCAGGAUGCUUAUGUUAGCCCUCGAGGCCUCGGGGAAAGGUCAUGUAAUCAAGGCCCGCGGGGCAUAAAUCCACUUGACCACAUCCUCCGCCCACUCCUCGCCCUGCCCUGUCCCAAGCGCAAACACCAAACUAACGUGAUUAUGCCCCUUGGGCGAAAACUCCUCGUACGACAUGCCUCUUGCCUUCAAAGCUUCGCCGCAGCAUUUUUGAAGCAAUGCAUUUACUAUCCUUUGCUGACAGGCCGCGCUUCAUUUUCAAUAGAUGGGAAUAUCAACGUUAGUGUUGUCAUCUCUCCGUCCAAGGAUUCGUAUGGUUAUAGUCUGUCAGAGUCCUCACGUUCUUCUGUCGAAGAAAAGGAUCUGCCGCUAUAUCUAUCGUCAGACUGUUGCGUGCAAAUGGAUUAA
Messenger RNA from Guyanagaster necrorhizus, 924 nucleotides. RefSeq lists its product as uncharacterized. The record is from RefSeq and is a predicted model, not a curated record. Lineage: Eukaryota; Fungi; Basidiomycota; Agaricomycetes; Agaricales; Physalacriaceae. Bases 1 to 924 code for a protein of 307 amino acids. The transcript has 4 exons.